CAGUGCGACUCGGAAUCAAAGAAAGUGUAGCUAGCUAGCCAAAAAGAAACUUGUUGCAACAAAAGUUGAUCAGAUCCCAGACAACAAUGAUGACAAACAGUGGGUACCCUUUGGAGUGGUUUGCGGAACCUAUAGACGCCUACCUAGUCUGUGGUAUUUGUGGUAAUGUUCUCAAAGAUCCAAGGGCGACUGCUUGCGGUCAUGUAUUCUGCCGCAAGUGUAUUCAUGCAUGGAUAGACGAGUACGGAGUUUGUCCAGCUAGAUGCGGGGAAGUUGAGGUUGAAGCGUUGCAUAGGGCGUCUCAUAUUGACAAACAGAUUUCCUGUCUGAUAACCAGUUGCAAGUAUACUAAAGUCGGCUGCAAAGCUAUUCUCAAACUUGCAGAUAAAGAGUUGCAUGAGCUAACUUGUCACUACUCUAAAAAAUUGUCAAUUCUUGGAAAAACUCGCAGCUUUUCAAUCUUCAACUUCAGUUUGUCUCAACCUGAGGAAGCAUCCCAUUCCAAGUCAAAAAACAGGCACCAUUUGUUGUCAGGAAUUGUAAGUGAGAGUGAGAAGGACAAAAGAUCCACUGCACAACGUUCCAAACUAGUAAAGCAACGCAAAUCAAACAGCAGCUUUGGAUUUGGAGGGUUGAAGUUAUCUGGACUCACUAAGAAAUCUCCUUCUGUUGUCAACAAGCCUAUAACAGUUCCAAAGCCAAUGAGAAUGCAGUCCCAGCAUACUUAUCGUUUGAAGAGAACAAAGCCAAGAGAGUCUUUGGGGCUCGUACUGGGUUCUGGAGAAAAGACACCAGACGGGACGCCAACCAGUUUCUAUGUGAAAGGGGUAAAUAAAGACAGUCUAGCCUGGAAAGCGGGAUUGAAACCCGGAGACAGAAUUGUGCAGGUUGACUACUACAACCUCACUGCCAUCCCUCCACAAGAAGCUGUCGCUCGCAUUAAGGACAAGCAACUGGUCACCUUGACGAUCCUUCGCGGGCUUGUACCCCCCUCAAAACAGACAGAGGUCUCUCAAGACCACAUCUACGAUGAAAUAAUGUACGCUGAUCAGCAACUGAGUCAAAAUCUCUCCCAGCAAGACGACUUUUCUCAAUUCAUAACUACCGGAAUCUUGAGAGAGAACUUUCCAACUGGUAGCCAUAGACCAAGAGCUGGGCAAGUAUCUGAAAGAGACUUGCUGAAAACGAAACAAAGAGCUUUUUCGUCUAGUGAACCACAGCAUAUCGAAUACCCCAUUGUGAAUUCUAACACCACUCACCCUGGAGAGAAAGGCAGUAAGGACAGUGGACUAUCCAGUGGAAGCAGUAACUCACCCGAGCACCAGAAAGACAAAAUGAGAAUGUUCAAGGAACAAGAGGAAGUGGUGGAAUUUACAGAAGACGUCCCAUUUGAGCGGCUGUCUAACUUGCGACAGUCUUAUCGGACAGAGAAAGAAAUGCUCAAGAAUUUCUUGAAAUCACGCAAGAAGGAAGAGUCUGAUAAUGUUUUUGUGGGUACGAGUAAAGCUGACACUAGAAGUAACUGUAGGAUUGAGGGAGAAUAUGAAGUAGAGGACAUCUACCUACAGAAGAAUGGUACCAGCCAGUUGGGAGUUACUCUAGGGUACGACACAAAGACAGCCAAAGGAUAUCUCUAUGUUUGUGAGAUUCUUCCCACUGGUCUGGCAUAUCAAGAUGGCCGGCUGAAGUGUGGAGACAUUAUCAGAAGGGUGAAUGGAUUUGAAGUGCAUGAUCCAGAGGAAGCCAUUCUGCUCUUCUUGGAACAGGAUCAAGAUAUCACCCUGAGUGUGGCUAGGAAAAUAAAGGCUGUUUCAAAUCGUCUGAUUCUAUCAAACCAAAGUACGAUACAACCAACUGUCGAGCACACUUACGCCGUUCUCGAAGAGAAGGUUAACGGUAACAACACCCCACUACGAAGGAUCGACAGCUGUGGCUCUCUCGAUUCACGCAGUCACAAAUAUGCCCAAGGCCACAACAAGGUAGCACAGUUAGAGGACUCUAACAAGCAUGCCCAGAAGGUGCCCGUGACGACACAGCUGGAGACCGAUGCCGAGCAUACACCCAUGACAGCAUCGAUGAUUAAAGUGAACGAGGCAGGCUAUGAAUACAUGUGCUCCUCCAACCGUCGGUCGUCUAACGAAUCUCCUCAUCAGCUCACAAUCAGUAGCUCCUCUCGGAGCACUAGUCGCUCACCACCUAGAAACUUGUCUCCCCUCUGUUACAGUGCCGGACAGGGUCCUCGUGCGACCUCCCCGCACUCACAGCACUUGCAGUGCACACCCACGCAAUCCGCCCCCUUACCACUACGACGCACCCCCUCACCUGAGGCGUAUCACCGUAUGCGGCCGAGGUUCCCGUCGCAAGAGUACCUGGCACAUGUGGCCGUCAGCAGACAGCCUAAAAACUUGGUGGCUGAUAAUAGGCAUCGAAUAAAUAGAGUGAAUUACGAGCACAAGAUUAUCAGUCCCACCACGUCAGGGGAGGGUAUAAAGAAAGCCGUGAGUUUUAGAACUGUGAACCAAGUGAAGACUUGCAAAAUAGCUACGAGAUGUGACUCUGAUGAUUUCGUUAUUCAUAGAAGUGAGAGCCUAGUGUAAUUGUCUUUUGUUCUUCAUCCAUCAUUUUGUGUUGAAAUCACCAUAAUUAUUUACAUAUCUCAUACACGUACCGCUAUUGUGUUUUGUUCUGUCGAGUGCCAUAUAAUUAUAAUAUGCUUUUAACUGUUAA
Molecule: messenger RNA, 2727 nt
Organism: Halichondria panicea
Lineage: Eukaryota; Metazoa; Porifera; Demospongiae; Suberitida; Halichondriidae
Product: E3 ubiquitin-protein ligase PDZRN3-B-like
Exons: 8
Coding region: 87-2597 (836 amino acids)
Cellular component (GO): plasma membrane; stereocilium tip; cilium
Molecular function (GO): protein binding
Source: RefSeq, a predicted model, not a curated record